This is a messenger RNA of Fonsecaea erecta, 1458 nucleotides long. RefSeq lists its product as hypothetical. The transcript has a single exon. The record is from RefSeq and is a predicted model, not a curated record. Gene Ontology annotation, molecular function: transmembrane transporter activity. Lineage: Eukaryota; Fungi; Ascomycota; Eurotiomycetes; Chaetothyriales; Herpotrichiellaceae. The coding region runs from base 1 to 1458 and encodes 485 amino acids. Gene Ontology annotation, biological process: transmembrane transport.
AUGGCUCAAACAGAGCCUACAGCACAGAUUGGCUCCUCAGAGCCGUACACAAUCUUUACAGUCCCCCAGAAAGCUCUCAUUGUCACGAUCGUCUCAUUCGCAGCUACGCUUUCUGGCUUCGCCUCGAAUAUCUACUUUCCCGCUCUUCCUCAGGUCGCUAAUGACCUGUCAGUCACAACCAGCCUCGUCAACCUUACUGUGACGUGCUAUUUGAUAUUUCAAGGCUUGUCACCUACUCUAUGGGGUUCGUUGUCCGACACCAAAGGCCGCCGCAUCACCUAUGUGUGCACACUUGUCAUAUUCCUUGGAGCAUGUAUAGGGCUUGCAGAGACACGAAGCUACGCACAACUGUUGGUCCUUCGUUGUGUACAAAGCACGGGAAGUGCAAGCACAAUUGCAUUGGGUGCAGGAGUUAUUGGGGACAUUACCAAGAGAGAAGAACGAGGUGGAUAUAUGGGCAUCUUCCAAGGCGGACUUUUGAUGCCUGUCGCUAUUGGGCCCGUGAUUGGCGGUGUUUUAGCAGACAAGUUGGGUUGGAGAUCAGUAUUCUGGUUUUUGACCAUCUAUGGCGGGGUGUGUGUCCUCGUCAUUGUGCUGGUCCUGCCUGAGACACUGAGGUCGAUGGUGGGAAACGGAUCACAAGAACCAAAGAGAUAUGCGAUGUCCCCUCUGGCACUAUACCAGAGAAAGAAGCAUCUCAGUCAAGACACCACUCCUUCCGCAGGGGACGGGAAACCAGCACCGAAACACAUCGACUUUUUGGGUCCGGCGAAGAUCCUAUUCCAUCUCAAUACGUUUUGUGCGAUAUUCUACGUCGCACUCCACUACACAGUGUGGCAAAUGGUUCUCACCGCCGUUUCCACACUCGUCCAACAUAAAUAUCACACGUCAGAAAUCCAAGUCGGUCUCAUCUUCCUCGCCAACGGGUUAGGAUCUAUCAUUGGAACAGUUCUGGUCGGCAGAUUCUUGGACUAUGAUUACAAGCGCAUUGUUCGCAAAUAUGAUGGCGAUGAACAGCGCGUUCCUAUCGAAAAGGCUCGACUGAGGACUGUCUGGCUGUGGAGCGCACUUGAAUGUAUCUCCGUGCUGAUUUUUGGGUGGACCGUGGACCAAGGUGUUCAUAUUUCUGUGCCCAUUAUCUGUUUUUUUGUCCUGGGAUGGGCGGCUAUUUCUCUCCAAAGUGUGAUAUCGACCUACCUUGUCGACAUCCAUCAUACUCAGAGUGCUUCCGCAAUGGCUUCUUUAAACCUCGUCCGUUGUUUGUUGGGUGCCGGGGGAACUGCGGUGGUUGGGCCUCUGAUCAACAGUAUUCAUGUUGGCUGGACUUUUACCCUAUUGACUGGUCUCAUGAUCACACUGGGAGGUCUUGUUCUGGUUCAGAUCCUGUUUAGGCAGGCCCGGAAGCAGAAACUGAACCAAAAUCCACCGGCUGAAAGGGAAGGCCAGAGCAAGGUUUAA